Molecule: messenger RNA, 1836 nt
Organism: Trypanosoma rangeli
Lineage: Eukaryota; Euglenozoa; Kinetoplastea; Trypanosomatida; Trypanosomatidae
Exons: 1
Coding region: 1-1836 (611 amino acids)
Source: RefSeq, a predicted model, not a curated record
AUGUUUCUUAGCCCCGUGGUGGAGUCCCGCCUACGCCUUAAGCUCCAUGUGGCGCGAAGGCGUUUAGCUACGCGGAGAGUGAUACAAGUGGUUCCGAAGUUAGACGCGGGCAAAUUGCUGUCGUGCCCCCUCUUCGCUAAGUGGCCUUCGGCGGCUCUGUCGGAGCUCCGCCUGAAGAUGGUGUGGGAAGUCCACGUGGAGGGGGAUGCGCUCCUGUACGGUGGGAUGCCUUGCAACAUGUCGUCGUUGUUUUGGAUCGUGUCUGGGGAGCUCGCCGAGCUGCCGAACAGGCGUGAUCUAUGUGAGAGUCGACGGCUUUCAAAGGCUGUGGGGAACCGCGUCUCUUCCGUGUAUAAUAUUGGUGAUGAACGGGCCUCGUCCGGGGCUUUGCACGCCGAGUUUCACCAAAACCUCGCCACCUUUGGCGCUGGUCAGUUUGCUGCAGGAGAACGCCUAUUCCUGGGCCUGCCGUAUGAUAGGACCAUGCGCUGUGAGAGCAACGUCACGGGAUUUGCUGUGAGUUUUCGUGUUGUUCAGAGGCUUCAAAAAAAAUGGCAGGUAUCACCAAAGGCAUCUGUGUCUGCAGCGAAGGAAAUUAUGCAGGAGCAGCUGUUACGAAGAGACGAGCGGCCUUUAUUAUCACUGGCCCUGCUUCAAAAUCCAAUUUUACGCUGCCUGGAUGCCGCAACGCUUAGUAUACUCUGGAUUCGCCUUUCCCCCAUAGUAGUGUGCGCCAACGAAAUAAUUUGUGACGACGUUUUUGCGGCUGACACCAUUAGUUUUCUCCAGUCAGGGGAGGUGUGCGUGGGAGAUAACCGUGGUCAUUGCGGCAGGAAAACCAUCUCGUGUGGUGGUGCCGUUGGAUUGCACAGCUUUGCGCCGUCUGAGGUGCCCUGUGCGAGAGAUGAAAAACAUCCCGCCGUGGCUCUCACAUUCUCUCAACUUUGGCGCGUUGGAUGGAAGGCGUUUUCAGAGGCCGUGAGCGACACGGAAUGGAAGAGAUGUGCAGCAGCUGCCCUGAAAACGAUAGACUUUCGCAUUGACAGGUCACUUCUGGAUAGGGCUGAGGUAUUCUCCUCUCUUUCUUCUUCAAAGCUUGAGACGCUUGCAAAUCGGAUGGAACUACGUGUCGUCCGUGGAGAUGCGUAUAUAUUACCCCCGCAGAAGAAGCCACAAGAAGUCAUUGUGGUAUUGGUGGGCACAGUCUAUUUUGAGGCACCGACUCCUGCAGAGAAGGUGCCGCAUGGUGUUAAAGCAGCGAGGACCCGCAUCCCUUGUGGUGAUCCUGUGGCGUUUGCCGAAUGUAUUGCGGAGGUGCCGUUGCAGCGUGGCGUGUUCGCUGCAACAGGUGCCGUCAUCGUCAGUCUGACGCGUCGUGCCAUGGUGAAAGUCCUUCGAAAAGGCGACAGACCAGAAAUCGAUCCGGCAGUCACAGAGGCAGCUAUGGCUCAGCUGGGCGUUCCGCUCAUCGCUAGUGGUGCGACGUGCAUCGUGAAUAAGGCCCAGGAGAAGGCGGCGCGACGCGUGCGGAAGUACGCGCAGGUGCAGCAUAGCAGCGAGGCGCCACAGAACGUGCCUUCUCUGUAUGACAACGUCGAUCAGCUGAUUGGGAUUAGUACCCAGGUUCUGUCAACGCUUGCCGUGCAGUUGCAAAGCCUCCGCCCGGGCGUUUGGCAGACGGAGUGCGGCGGGGUUUUGUACGACACGGCGUCGCGCACCGUUAUGAAAAAACAGUCACCCAACGAAAGGUUAAAGCCUCACCGUCCACACACCUGCUUCACUCUUGAUGAAAAGGGUUGUGUGGUGUUUUGCAGCACAGACGCCGUUGUGGAUUAA